UUUGUGUGUAAAAAAGCCAUUAGAGGCCAUCAUCCCUGGAUCUCCAGACCCUUUUUUUUGUGGUGGUAUCCAAAACUCAGCUAUGUGGACGUAGGAGAUGACGUGAAGUUUGGCGUUAGCUUUCUAGAAAGAGCCAGGGGUGCAGCACUGGCAGCUACGAGGGAGGGCGGAAUGGCUAUUUAAAGAGGGGGAACCAGAGAGAGGAGGAGAGGAGAAACAGAGCACAACACAAGCCACAGCAUCGAGUAACCGCCUCCGAUAUAGACCGACGAGCGGAGGGAGAAAAGCCAGCGAACAGUGACGCUAACCCAGCUAGUCCCGCCAUCACCCUCCACACAUAACGGUUAACGGUUUUUCCUCCACAGGCUAACCGGCUAAUUCGCCUCCGGGGGGGCAAAGAUGGGGAAAGACUACUACAAAAUCUUGGGCAUUUCGAAAGGAGCGGCCGAGGAGGACAUUAAAAAGGCGUACAAAAAACAGGCUCUAAAAUGGCACCCGGACAAAAACAAGGCGCCCAACGCCAGCGAGAAAUUCAAGGCGAUAGCCGAGGCUUACGAGGUCCUCAGCGACCCGAAGAAGCGAGAAAUAUACGACCAGUACGGAGAGGAAGGUCUGAAAGGAGGUGGAGGACCCACGGACGGACAGGGAAGCAACUUCACCUACACCUUCCACGGAGACCCCCACGCCACCUUCGCCACCUUCUUCGGCGGCGCCAACCCGUUCGAGAUGUUUUUCGGCAGGAAGGUGAACGGGAGGGACGAUGACGACAUGGAGGUGGACGGCAGCGACCCCUUCGGCUCUUUCACCAGCUUCAACAUCAACGGGUUCCCCCGUGGUGACCGGCACGUAGGGCUGGGAGGACAGCCUCGGACCAGGAAGCAGGACCCCCCCAUCCACCACGAACUGAGAGUGUCGCUGGAGGAGGUCUUCCACGGCUGCACCAAGCGCAUGAAGAUAUCCCGCAAGCGCCUGAACCCGGACGGGCGCACCAUGAGGACGGAGGACAAGAUCCUCACCAUCGAGAUCAAGCGCGGCUGGAAGGAGGGCACAAAGAUCACGUUCCCACGUGAGGGCGAUGAGUCGCCCAACACCAUCCCGGCCGACAUCGUCUUCGUCAUCAAGGACAAACCCCACGCCCACUUUAGAAGAGAGGGAUCUGACAUCGUCUAUCCUGUGCGAGUCAGCUUGCGGCAGUCUUUGUGCGGCUGCUCCGUUACCGUGUCGACGAUAGACGGGAAAACGUGCAAUAUAAAGAUCACCGACGUCAUCAAACCCGGCAUGAGGAAGAUAAUCGCGGGACAGGGGUUGCCCUUCCCUAAAAACCCGGAGCAAAGAGGGGACCUCAUAGUGGAAUUUGACGUGACCUUUCCGGACAGCCUGCCAUCCAACGCCAAGGACGUCCUGAAACGGCACUUACCAGCUUCGUAAAACAAAAACGGGACCGGACUGAAAGGACAAUAAAGUCCCGAGAACUGCUUUCCACCUCCUCUCUUUGGACGUUGCCGACAAAUCACCGCUACGCCCCCAUACAGAAUGUGCAAUUUCUAUUUUUUAAACUAUAUUUAGUGUUUAGUUUUGUUGUUUUUAAACUGUUGCAUGCUGAAAUAAGGUCAUAAGUGCAAUCCCAGUGUCCGAAAGUAAACAUCGACAUUUGACUUCUUUCCACGGUGGCUGUAUUUUCUCAUUUCUCUCUUCAGUCGUGCCGUUUGGGCAGGAAACACUGAGCACAAGUACAACACUCUGAGAAAUGAGAGACUGUUUCCUACAUUUUACAGAGUAGCAUUAUUUCUAUGUGUUUCUAUAGACGGCGACGAUUUUCUUACCGAAAGGAACUGCCUAAUGCAAACUGUGAAACGGUAGAUUCUACAUCUUGCUUCAGAACAGGUUUUCAAGCCCCCAGGUAACCUAAAUCUGUGGUCAUCUUGCACAAACAGUGUCCUGUGAAUAGCCUAAUGGCUGGUGCAUUUCUCCUCUUUGGAAACUGUCCUGAUCUUGGGUGGCACUUGUAUAAGCAGUAACAUGAAGCUGAUGUGGGCUGUCCUGCCCACGUAGCUGCCCAUGUAACUUUCAGAGCGAGCGCUAACCACCAAGCGACAACUAACCUAACAAGCAUACCUGAGCUGUCAGACUGGCUAAUCUGCCUGACUGUCCGGUUAUUUAACCGGCCAUGCCAGCAGUGUCUGUGCGCAAGUCCUGCAGUAAAGUGAAAAAGAGACGUCACUGAUGUUUUUAGUGACCCAUAGACCACCUGCAUAUCACUGCCGUUGGAACAAAAUAUCCAUUUUUGUCGUUUUUUUUUUUUUUGGAUGUAAUUUGAAAAUGCCUGUUGUCCUUUACAUUGUGCGUUAAUUUCAUGAUCAUUGGACCAACCCAAAUGGCCCAAAAUUACUUGGACAAAAAGUCUGGUUCCAUUGACUUGCAUUAAAAGUAAAGAAAGUUUUUUGCUUCUCCUGUAAAGUUACUGUUUGGGAGAUUUUGUUCUGACAGCAGCGACAUGGAGAGUGCGUCUCACGCAUUUCUCACCACUCACACUGUUGUGUUUAGUUCUGCUUCAGUGCCGUUGAAGGAUGGGAGUGUUGACAGACCGUCGGAACAUUAGACCACACCCAGACUUCUCGGAUUGGUCUGACGAGCCAUUUUUAAGCUGUGUUCUUAUAUUUUUCUAUCUUGUUUUUCAAACAUUGCUGAACAUUUAAUAUAGCGCCCAACAUUAGCAUCAUUUUUAAUAUUUCACCCUUUGUGUCCUGGGACUUUAAAGGCUACGAGUACAAGCCUGAGACCCUGAAGCAUAAGAGGGAGAGCCUUGAUUCCUGGAAGGCUGAUACAAAAAGGUUGGCUUAAAGGAAAGUGGCCUUCUCGAGUGUCCUAGAUGGAUUUCUGCUCACGGCGCUCUGGUCUAUGCUGCUGCUCCCAGUGAUGAACUACUGUGUUUGGAACAUUGUGCCCGGGAAAUGUUAGAUCCAUAUGUUCAGCUCCUCCAGAUGUUGGUCAUAUUGAAUAUUCAGACGUCCACUAGGGGACGCCACAUGUCUGGCUGCACCAGAGCAGCUGCCAGGCGAGUGCUGGAUUGAUCAGGACUGUAAAUGAACCAUGUUUGGAACUGUUUAAUUCACAGUUGUUUGCAUCAGGUGUGAUAUUUAAAGUGGGAGGUACGAAGAAGAUUCGCAUCGAAUUGAAUCGCUUGCUGUCGGUCUUGGACGACAGGUUGUGUUUAGGUGAAAUAUACGCAAUGCAAUACUGAACAGAGUCAAAGAUGGACACUUAUUGUGAUCAAAUACAUCACGAUACGCUGUUGGGUAUCAUCAGUACUUCUAGAACGCUGAAGAACUGUAUGGACCAUUAAAAAGACCAAUUACAGAGAACCUAUAAA
Pygocentrus nattereri (red-bellied piranha) is the source of this 3370-nucleotide messenger RNA. It is a transcript of the gene dnajb4, whose product is annotated as DnaJ heat shock protein family (Hsp40) member B4. Bases 400 to 1428 code for a protein of 342 amino acids. The transcript has 3 exons. The record is from RefSeq and is a predicted model, not a curated record. Gene Ontology annotation, molecular function: protein-folding chaperone binding. NCBI's taxonomy places the organism in Eukaryota, Metazoa, Chordata, Actinopteri, Characiformes, Serrasalmidae. Gene Ontology annotation, cellular component: cytosol.